Molecule: messenger RNA, 1514 nt
Organism: Tripterygium wilfordii
Lineage: Eukaryota; Viridiplantae; Streptophyta; Magnoliopsida; Celastrales; Celastraceae
Product: pre-mRNA cleavage factor Im 25 kDa subunit 2-like
Exons: 7
Coding region: 323-925 (200 amino acids)
Cellular component (GO): mRNA cleavage factor complex
Molecular function (GO): mRNA binding
Source: RefSeq, a predicted model, not a curated record
CCCAACUUAAGUGCUUCGAAUUAGGGCUUCGAUUUCCCGGUUCUGAACCAAGCUAGCGUGGCGAACGCCAGCAAUCAGAGUCUCCGAAUCAUCUUCAAGAAUGAUGUUCGCGAGUUCGAGCUGAACCCGUAGAUCGGUUUUAUCGGAUCUAGCAUUCCCUCCCUCACCGUAUUUGAAUUGAAAUCGGGAAGCUCAGGAAUUCGGAUUCGUCAUUCGUCGUCUCCUUACAUUAUAUACAGUCACCUAAACAGUUUGCGUGUGGCAAGUGCGAGCGAGUUGAAAUUAAGUCGGACAAGAAAAAGAGAGACGGAGAUACAGAGAGAUGGUGACGUCUUCGGUGGUGAACACUUAUCCUUUGUCGAGCUACACCUUCGGAACCAAGGAGCCGAAGAUGGAGAAGGAUACUUCCGUUGCCGAUCGCCUCGCUCGCAUGAAAGUGAACUAUAUGAAAGAGGGUAUGAGGACAAGUGUGGAAGCAAUCCUCUUGGUCCAGGAACAUAAUCAUCCACACAUACUUCUACUGCAAAUUGGAAACACAUUCUGCAAGCUUCCUGGUGGCCGUCUGAAGCCAGGCGAAAAUGAAAUUGAGGGCUUGAAGAGAAAGCUGACCAGCAAACUAGGUGCCAAUUCACCUGCUUUGGUACCAAAUUGGCAGAUUGGUGAGUGUGUGGCUAUUUGGUGGAGACCAAACUUUGAAACUAUAAUGUAUCCAUACUGCCCUCCACACAUAACGAAGCCCAAGGAGUGCAAGAAGCUUUUCCUUGUUCACUUGUCCGAAAGAGAGUACUUUGCAGUGCCCAAGAAUCUGAAACUGUUGGCUGUUCCGUUGUUUGAACUCUAUGAUAAUGUUCAGCGGUAUGGGCCAGUCAUAUCAACUAUUCCUCAGCAACUUUCCAGAUUUCAGUUCAAUAUGAUUACCAUAUAACUUCUCUCCGUGGAUUUCAAGACCCUAUUUCUGGAUGGUAGUGCUGAUAUGUUGUGCAUCCUAACAUGCCUUUUUUUUCCAUUCUUUAAUAUUAGACAGAGCGUUCUAGGAUAGGAAGUUGAUUAGCUGAAACUUAUUUUGACUUGCUCCAUAUCUGCUGACGUUCAAGUGUCUCUAGAUUCUUUGUUUAAGAGUGUUGAGAGUGAUCAACAUCAUUGGAGCUUUUGUUGACAUUUAUCUUGCUAUCUGGGUGUGUGUGUGAGAUUUAGUGGUUUACGAUGCCAUCGUCAGUCAUUUCCUCUCAGAAGUCCCGACCAGAUCCUGUGAGGCAAAACUGGCAGACUAUUUUCCUGAGAGAACUUGACCAGAAUUUUGCAGCUUCUUAGUGGCCGAAGUUGGGCCUUUGGCAUUUGGUAACUGGCCUAUUCUUUGGCGGGUCUUGAAUUGAGGAGUGGCAUAUCCUAUUGAGGGCUAUAGUCUAGUAGUAUAAAAUGGCCAUUUGUGCAAGUUACAAAAUGGAUCUUUGUACCACCAACUCACUGUAAAUUGAACUUCAUCGAUUGAAAAAUGCAGGCUUGUGAUUGUUCUU